This is a messenger RNA of Rotaria sp. Silwood2, 1689 nucleotides long. The record is from the annotation of a GenBank genome assembly. NCBI's taxonomy places the organism in Eukaryota, Metazoa, Rotifera, Eurotatoria, Philodinida, Philodinidae.
AUGCAUAAAAAAAUCGAACAACUAUUUCUUCUUCUACUUUUAAUGCUAAAAAUUAUUUCAAUAAAAAGUCAACAACAACAAUGUCAAACAAUAACAUAUUAUGAAUGUAAAAAUAUUGGAUAUAAUGAAACAUAUCUACCUAAUAAAUUUAAUCAUCAAGAUCAAAAAGAUGUUGCACUCGUGAUCAAUCAAUUUACAGCUUUAUUUGCUGUUGGAUGUUCAUCUGAACUUCGUUUUUUACUUUGUUCAAUUUAUAUGCCAUUAUGUUUACCAAAUUAUUCAGAAACAAUAUUACCAUGUCGUGAAGUUUGUGAACGUGUUCGUACACCAUGUGAAUCAUAUUAUAUACAAUAUGGUUUUCUAUGGCCUGAUGCAUUAAAAUGUGAACAAUAUCCAUCAAUUAAUGAAAAUCCUAUUUGUAUGGAUCCAAAAAAAAAUGAAGCUUCAUCAAAACCUCUAUCGAAACCUCGUUCAACAUCUCAAACAUCAUGUUGUCAAUGUAAUACAUCAUUAGGUUAUCGUACUGAAUCAAAAGGAAAAUGUAUUCCACCAUGUUAUUCACCAUAUUUUUCUGAUGAACAAUCAAAAUCAAUAAUAAAUAAAUGGUUAAUAUUCUUAAGUUUAUUAUGUACAGUAUCAUGUGCAUUUGUUUUAUUAACAUUUUUUAUUGAUAUAACAAGAUUUAAAUAUCCACAAAGGCCAAUUAUAUUUUUGGCUUUAUGUUAUUUUUUUAUUUCAUGUGGUUAUUUGCUACGUUUAGGAUUAGGACAUGAAAAUGUGGCAUGUCGAUUAGAUAAUGAACUUCAUCCACCAUCUUAUGUUCAACUUGUUCGUGUGUCUGGUCCUUCAAAUUGUGCAUUUGUUUUUGUUUUAAUAUAUUUUUUUGGUAUGGCUUCAUCAAUUUGGUGGGUUAUAUUAACAUUAGCAUGGUUUCUUGCUGCCGGCUUUAAAUGGUCAUCUGAAGCUAUAGCACAUUAUUCACUUUAUUAUCAUCUUAUUGCAUGGCUUUUACCAUGUUUUCAAACAAUAACUAUUCUAAUAUUAAAUGGUAUCGAUGGUGAUCCAAUAAGUGGCAUAUGUUAUGUUGGACAUACAGAUUCAACAAUGUUACGUCGUUUUGUUAUAAUACCAUUAAUAACAUUUUUAACAAUUGGAACAAUAUUUUUAUUAUGUGGUUUAAUAAGUUUAAUGCGUAUAAGAAAUGUUAUGAAAAUACAAGAUCGAACAAAAACAGGUAAAUUAGAAAAAUUAAUGGUUCGUAUUGGACUUUAUUCAAUUCUGUAUACUGUACCAGCAACAUUUGUUAUUGGUAUUUAUUUUUAUGAACUUCGUUAUCGUAGAAUAUGGGAAGAAAAUCUUCAUUGUCAUAAUUGUCCUAAUCAAUCUUAUUCAUCAUGGAUUAUGCAACCAAAUUUUACAAUAUAUAUCGCAAAAUAUUUUUUCUUAUUAAUUGUUGGUAUAACGACAGGUUUUUGGAUUACUUUAAAUAGUAAAACAUUAUUAACAUGGAAAAAUUUCUUUUGUCGUUGUUUAUGUUGUAAGACUAUAGAUGAAAAUCAUUCAUAUCAUUAUGGUAAUUGUCAUGGACGAGAUGCUUAUGGCAUAAAUUAUUCAUAUAAACAUACGAAAAUUAAUGGAAGUAAAUAUUCACUUCCAUCAUCUAAACAAUUACCUUUAGUACAUGUAUAA